CGAGAGAAAUAACAUUGAGACGAGAGAAGAAACAAGCAAAAAAAACACAUCACUACGGUCGACCUAUUUUCAGGUGGUAGCAGAAAAAAAGCAAUAUUUUGCGGAAAACGAACGAUUGUCCUACGGCAAAUACGCACAUACACAUUGUUAAACUGCAUCAGAAUUUCGAUUACAUGAUAAGCAAAUGUGCACAAAAUGAAAGUAACAAUCAAGUCAUGGACGGGAGUUGCAUCUUGGCGUUGGAUAGCAAAUGAUGAGAAUUGUGGCAUUUGUCGCAUGUCCUUUGAGAGCACCUGCCCCGAGUGUGCGCUACCCGGUGACGACUGCCCCCUAGUGUGGGGUGUAUGCUCCCAUUGCUUUCACAUGCAUUGCAUUGUCAAGUGGCUAAACUUGCAACAAUUAAACAAACAGUGCCCAAUGUGCCGCCAAAGUUGGAAAUUCAAUAUACACUAAAGGUUACGGAAAUA
Molecule: messenger RNA, 467 nt
Organism: Drosophila novamexicana
Lineage: Eukaryota; Metazoa; Arthropoda; Insecta; Diptera; Drosophilidae
Gene: lmgA
Product: anaphase-promoting complex subunit 11
Exons: 1
Coding region: 196-453 (85 amino acids)
Biological process (GO): positive regulation of mitotic metaphase/anaphase transition; protein ubiquitination; anaphase-promoting complex-dependent catabolic process
Cellular component (GO): anaphase-promoting complex; nucleus
Molecular function (GO): zinc ion binding; cullin family protein binding; ubiquitin protein ligase activity
Source: RefSeq, a predicted model, not a curated record